CUUUGCAAGCUGUGGCCGGUGGGACUUGCGCCUGCGCACAAAAUAAUUCGACUCUCAAACCCGGAUGUAACCAACGCCUAACCUGUCUGAAGAAAACGAUGCAGACUAUAAAAUGUGUUGUGGUAGGAGAUGGUGCAGUCGGAAAGACCUGCUUACUAAUCUCCUACACAACCAACAAGUUCCCCUCAGAAUAUGUGCCUACAGUUUUUGACAAUUAUGCAGUGACAGUGAUGAUUGGAGGAGAGCCCUACACGCUCGGCCUCUUUGACACAGCAGGUCAGGAGGAUUAUGACAGGCUGCGUCCUCUCAGCUACCCACAAACAGACGUGUUCCUUGUAUGUUUCUCUGUCGUCUCCCCAUCAUCAUUUGAAAAUGUCAAAGAAAAGUGGGUCCCUGAGAUUUCUCAUCACUGCCCAAGCACACCUUUCCUGUUGGUGGGCACACAAGUAGACCUGCGGGAAGACAACAACACUGUGGAGAAGCUGGCAAAGAACAAACAGCGCCCCCUUUACCCUGAGAGUGGCGAGAAGCUGGCACGCGAGCUCAGGGCUGUUAAAUAUGUGGAGUGCUCCGCACUAACACAGCGAGGGCUUAAGAAUGUGUUUGAUGAAGCCAUACUGGCAGCCCUGGAGCCCCCUGAGACCAAAACUAAGAGGAAGUGUGUUCUCCUAUAGAUAUGAAUGUCAACAAUAAGAGAUAAAAUGGUAUAAGAAUUGCAUGGAUUUUUUUUUAUUGGAAACAUCAACAUCCAUUAGAGGAGGUUUAAAAAAAAAAAAAAAAAAAAAAAAAAGGGACAAACCAAAUAAGAUGGUGAGUGCUGUCCCGUUGAGAAGUAUCCUAACACACAUGUCCACUGUGCCUUACAUGAAACUUUGAAAGAGGCUGAGGGUGUAAAACUUCCAGUGUCCAGUAAGUGCCACUUAUCUCUUUUUCUCAAAGCUUUUAUAAAUCAGUGUUCUCUUUUAAUAUCCAGGUGGGGCAGGCCCCCCCCUGCCUCUUACCGCUCUGUGCUCCAUUUUUUUUUAAAGGAAAUAGUCUCUGAGAAAGUAGUUGUUACCUCACCCUGCGUUGUAAAAUGGGAUAGAGGGAAGUGGUAAAACAUGGGCAAGUCAAUGUUUAGUGGUACUUUUUCCUGGAUUGAAUAAUAAAAGCCCAAGAGAUUUAUUGUCACUCCAUCCAAGUAAAGCUGUAUGUCAUGGUUACUUUCCUCCAGUUCCCAGCUACUAUUUUGGGAGGUCAGUUGCAUUUUUAUUACCAGUUUUAAUUCUUCAGGUGACUUUUUUUUCUUCAUGUGCUUUAUAUAAAUUCUUUAUUUCUGUUUUGGGAAAUUUUUAUGUUUAUUUUUUUUAUUUUUUUUUUUUUUCUUCUUUUUGAAACUUGAAUUUUUAUUUCAUCCAUCUUUUUUCUUUAAUUGUUAUUUGACCAAUGAUAACAAUUUAAGUUGUAAUAUUUUUAAUAACUGAUGAUGAACUUUUUCUAGUAAAUAUCUGGGAAUUUGUAAUCACAGGAUAUUUUUAAUAAAAUUGUUCUACUAAAAAUGAA
Molecule: messenger RNA, 1542 nt
Organism: Melanotaenia boesemani (Boeseman's rainbowfish)
Lineage: Eukaryota; Metazoa; Chordata; Actinopteri; Atheriniformes; Melanotaeniidae
Gene: cdc42l
Product: cell division cycle 42, like
Exons: 6
Coding region: 99-674 (191 amino acids)
Biological process (GO): small GTPase-mediated signal transduction; modification of synaptic structure
Cellular component (GO): dendritic spine
Molecular function (GO): GTPase activity; GTP binding
Source: RefSeq, a predicted model, not a curated record